Messenger RNA from Rubroshorea leprosula, 1078 nucleotides. Lineage: Eukaryota; Viridiplantae; Streptophyta; Magnoliopsida; Malvales; Dipterocarpaceae. The record is from the annotation of a GenBank genome assembly.
GACUUGCUAGAACUCAACUAUAACCCUUCUUCUCCCUCCUCCUCCCCCUCUUUUGUCUUCUUCCUCUAUCAUCUCCGACAACGGGGCCGACCUUCACAGUUAUGGUGUUGCAAAAGAGAGACACAAUUAGGAAGGAAAUUAGGCCCUAGAAUAUACAAAACUACAAUAAUUCGGUGUGGGAAAAGCAUCAAAAUAAUAGAUCUAGAAAAUUAUGAUGUGUCUCAAGUUGGAGUAUGUCGGAAAAAAUAAGUGAUUGGAGCCAAUUUGAAAUUGAAUUGUUGAGUAGUGUCAAAGGCAAUCAUGCGUUGGUUGGCGGAGACCUGAUAAGGAGUCAAGCUCAAUACCCCAACAACCUGCCACCUCAGAUCCCAAAUUCAUUCCCUCCUGUUGAACAUGCAAAAGGAGGAGAUGAAAAUCAACCUCACAACUCAGCUCACAAUUCAGCUCCCACCCCUAACCAAGGAGAUGUAGUCACAGCUCAUCUUGCUGCCAUGCAACAGCAGUUCGGUGUCUUUCAGUUGGUUUUGGCUCAACUCUUAACUCGGAAUAAUCCUGGUGGUCCCUUCAUCAAUCUACUUAACCCUACUCAACAACUCCCUGUUCAACAGCAAGACCCUCAACCAGUUCAACAUGCUCCUGCUGUUAGUGAGUCUCAGGGUCAGUCACACAUAGCCCCAACUCAACAACAUCUACCUGAUGAUGUCACACGACGUUUGGACAGCUUAGAAAAAAUGGUAGUUGAGCAGCGAGGUGCCCCACCUCCCCACCAUAACACUGACUCCAUACCUCAUCCUUUAAAUACUAAUAUUACAUUGGAACCUUAUCCUACUAGUUUCAAAAUACCAAAACUGGAGACAUAUGAUGGAACGAAGGAUUCAGAUGAUCACCUCCAUGCUUUUUAUUCCUGCAUGCAAGCUCAGAACGGCUCUAAUGCGUUGAUGUGCAAGAUCUUUCCCUCCACUCUCCGUGGUAAUGCUCGAACAUAAUACUAUAGUUUGCCUCCGAAAUCUAUCAGCUCUUAUACAGAAAUGGCAUCUGCUUUUGCUACAAAGUUUUCCAAUAAAAGGUUGAUUAGGAA